This is a messenger RNA of Phaeodactylum tricornutum CCAP 1055/1, 618 nucleotides long. RefSeq lists its product with no specific name. Gene Ontology annotation, molecular function: SNAP receptor activity; SNARE binding. Gene Ontology annotation, biological process: vesicle-mediated transport; vesicle fusion. The record is from RefSeq and is a predicted model, not a curated record. The transcript has a single exon. Bases 1 to 618 code for a protein of 205 amino acids. NCBI's taxonomy places the organism in Eukaryota, Bacillariophyta, Bacillariophyceae, Surirellales, Neidiaceae. Gene Ontology annotation, cellular component: endoplasmic reticulum membrane; Golgi apparatus; ER to Golgi transport vesicle membrane.
AUGACCUCGAUCGGCGAGCUUUUCCCGAAAUGCCGCAAACUUGCUUACGACGCCCGACAACAAGUUGCACAGGUGCAACAGGGGGUCGUCAGCGCGACCGAUCUGUACGUGCUGCUGGAAGAAUUGUCGCGCCAAUUGAAUGCUAUGGAGGAACUUGUGUAUCGUGAAACUCCAGUACAGCGCGAUGUGUGGAAUCGCAAAAUUGCCGAACUUCGACACGAAUGCACGCUGCUCCAUCAACAAGGGACCCAAGCCGCCCACUCCGCAUCCCGCUACCGUAAUCCUUACGGACAAGAAAGAGACGAAUUGCUAAGACGCCGAAGGCGCAGAGGUAACGAGUCCGAUGUCCAGGACUUGUCGCAAGAAUCAUCUUCCUUGGAACAAUCGCAAAACAUGGUCUUUGGUUUGAUUGAUCAGGGACAGGCAUCUUUAAAUGGACUAAUCGAACAACGCCAAAGACUUCGGGGUGUCAACAGGAUGGUUUUUGACAUUGGCAAUCGUCUCGGCUUAAGUCAGUCCACCAUGAAAAUUAUUGAGCGGCGAGACAUUACCGAUGCAUAUUUGGUAGCCGGAGGCAUGAUUGUUACGAUUCUUGUCAUUUACUUCGUUUGGUUCUAG